Suillus subalutaceus is the source of this 879-nucleotide messenger RNA. RefSeq lists its product as uncharacterized. The coding region runs from base 1 to 879 and encodes 292 amino acids. Lineage: Eukaryota; Fungi; Basidiomycota; Agaricomycetes; Boletales; Suillaceae. The record is from RefSeq and is a predicted model, not a curated record. The transcript is spliced from 4 exons.
AUGGACGUCGAGGACGACUUAAAUAGUCAUCAGAAUGCCGUGGCAGGCCCCUCAACGAUCACUCAAGACACUAACCUCGUGUUUCUACCAUCACCAGCUGCACAUCCCCCUCCACGAACAUCCCUUACAAGCACGCAGGACAUUCUUGGUCGCUUUAAUCUUCAUUCUGCUUAUGAUAAGCAUGUCCGCCCAUCCAUUCCCUCCCAGACGCCACUGUCGCACGCUUCUAUACCACCACUUACACCGGCCGCCCUUCCAGACAGUAAUGACAAAAUGAAAAAGAAUUCUUACCGAUUCCUCAUAAAGAGUGUCCCUGGGAAGCACUCGAUGAAGAAGGACGACUACCUUACUACGAUGAUGCAGGUACCACCAAAGCAACGCAUACCAAUCGUUGAGUUCGAUGAACGGACGCAGAGGGAAGCGUUCACCGUCAGCGCGGAAGGUCUGAAAGGGUGGAAUACGGGUGCUUUGGUCGUGGAGUCUGCACAGGCAAAGGAAGACAGGAGAAAACGGAAAGAGUCCAGAAAACUCGCACGUGCUCAAGCUCAAGGUCUUGCGCCGGGAGGCAUACCCGGCGCACCCGGUGCGCACCCCCCGCCACAAGUGGCACCAUCAAAUCCAAAUCAGCCAUCCGCACAACAACCGCCUGUAGCAUCACAAGUGCAACCCAUUCAUUCAAAGCCUCAUGUUCCUGCUGUAUCGAUACCGCCCCCUACAGCAUCAACUCGCAUAACUACACCGACAAGCGCUGCACCGCGAUCAGCUGUGUCGAGCAGUGCCGCGUCCCAGCGGACAGAUACGUCCACCCUCGGCGGCAUGCGAGGCAAGAAGCGUGAACUCGAGGAUGGCCCCCGCUCUACCAUCCAACCCUUAGUGUGA